AUGGCAAUUCCUUUAAGCGCUAGAUGUGUACAAGAUGAAUUAACUUGGGCGUACUCAAAGGAUGGCUAUUCGGUGAAAACUGCUUAUAUGUUGGGUAAAGGUGGGAACCUGGAGUAUUUUCAUAGAGUGUGGAAUAUUUUGGGGAGCUUAAAUGUGUCGCCUAAGGUUCGCCAUCUCAUGUGGUGUGCAUGCACAAGCUCACUCCCGGUAAGGGGUGUGCUUAAGCGACAUCACCUUGUUGAAGAAGCUGGUUGUCUCUGCUGUGCCAGAGAGGAUGAGAUGCAAUCACAUUUAUUCUAUAGUUGCCCGAUGUCGCUAAAAUUGUGGGAAGAGCUGGGUUGUUAUAUGUUAUUACAUGGGGUGGAAGAUGAAGGCAUGUGUGAUACUCUUGUCAGAUGGAGUGAGAUGGAUGCUAAGGUGGUUCAAAAGGGUUGUUAUAUCUUUUGGAAUGUGUGGGGUGAAAGAAAUAAGAAAGUAUUUGAGGAUAGUAGCGAUCCGGUCCCUGUUGUGUGCCAGAGAAUCAUGAGACAAGUUGAUCACUUUAAUUGCUAUACAGUGAGGAUUUAUGGUGGAAUCCGACCCAUUGACGCUCCGAACCCAGCUCGAUGGCUCGCUCCCCCUGCUGGCGCUAUUAAACUGAACACAGAUGCAAGCUUGGCUGAUGAAGGUUGGGUGGGUCUUGGUGUGAUAGCCCGUGAUUCGGAGGGUAAGGUAUGCUUUGCUGCAACUAGACGUGUGCGUGCCUACUGGCCUCCCGAGGUAGCUGAAUGUAAGGCCAUUUAUAUGGAAGCCCGAUUGGCCAAACCUCAUGGGUAUGGUGAUGUGAUUUUCGAGUCCUAUAAUCUAGUAGCUACCAAAAGAUUAAUUAAAGCAGCAAUUUUCUUCUCAAAUUUGGAUGUAAUACUUGGGGAUAUUCUUUCUAUGUGUAAUGGCUUUUCUUCUGUUUCUUUUUCUCAUGUUAGAAGAGAUGGGAAUUGUGUUGCCCGUAACCUCGCUAGAGUAGUGUCGUUUGGUGUUGAGCAAUGUUGGGAGCAUUGUUGUUAA
This is a messenger RNA of Beta vulgaris subsp. vulgaris (sugar beet), 1044 nucleotides long. RefSeq lists its product as uncharacterized. Gene Ontology annotation, molecular function: nucleic acid binding; RNA-DNA hybrid ribonuclease activity. The record is from RefSeq and is a predicted model, not a curated record. Lineage: Eukaryota; Viridiplantae; Streptophyta; Magnoliopsida; Caryophyllales; Amaranthaceae. The transcript has a single exon. Bases 1 to 1044 code for a protein of 347 amino acids.